Molecule: messenger RNA, 807 nt
Organism: Fusarium odoratissimum NRRL 54006
Lineage: Eukaryota; Fungi; Ascomycota; Sordariomycetes; Hypocreales; Nectriaceae
Exons: 2
Coding region: 1-807 (268 amino acids)
Source: RefSeq, a predicted model, not a curated record
AUGGACCAGAAUGUGGAAUGCAGGGCCCCAAACGACUUCGAGAAACAGGAUGUCGCGAUAUCCAAAGUUUUCAAAUUCAUCGUCGGUCCCGAAGAAAUCGAGUUCACUAUUCAUUCCGCCCUCGUCGCGAAGCAGUCACCCGUCUUGAACGUCCUCGUCAAUGGACCUUUCAAGGAAGCCUUGGAACAACGCGUCAAAUGGCCCGACCUCGACGAAGCCACCUUCCUGAGCUUUUGGGAGUUUGCGUACAGCGGCAACUACGCGAAACCCAUACAAGAAGAUGAGGAAGAGGAGGAGACAGAUCCAGGCGAAGAAGAACUGGGCCGCUGGGGCAAGUCUUGGGCGCACUACGUUCGACUUUACCCACGAAUCUCGGGGCCUAACAAUGCCAAUGCACACCAGGAUCAUGGCCUCUGGCAAGACUUUGUCGAGAAACACGCGCCCGUGCCUCGACCAGCCGACGUGGGAGACAUCGGUGCAGAUACGUUGCUGCAUCAUGCGCGAGUUUGCGCCUUCGCAGAUCGCUACUGCAUGGAUAAGUUGAUGGAGAUAUCGUUGGGCAAGCUAUUCCUCGCCCUCGAGGCGACGAUGCCUUGGGGAGAUUCGUGGAAUACUGUCAUGGAGCUGCUCGUCUUGACUUCCGGCAAAUUUGUCCCCAUGAGGUUGCGACAGAUUGUGGCGGAUUACAUCAUCUGUCAAGCAGGACUCUUCAGGGGUGAGGAGGUGUUUCAGAACUUUAUGUGGCAUCACGGUGGUCCGAUGCGGGAACUGUUGAGCCAGGUCGUGGAAACGGAGGAAGAUACAUGA